GACUUUGAAGGACAGAAACUAUCAGAGAAGCUAUAUCAAUAUAUAAUCAUCUUGUUUGGUAUCAUAGGAUGGAUUGCAGGAUUCAUUAAACAAAGCUUUCAGAUCACCUUUUACUUUGUUGUAGCUGGUACCCUAAUAGCAUUGAUUGUAUGU
Molecule: messenger RNA, 153 nt
Organism: Acytostelium subglobosum LB1
Lineage: Eukaryota; Evosea; Eumycetozoa; Acytosteliales; Acytosteliaceae
Exons: 2
Biological process (GO): protein targeting to ER
Cellular component (GO): signal peptidase complex; endoplasmic reticulum membrane
Source: RefSeq, a predicted model, not a curated record